AUGGCCAGCACAACUACGUACCCCUCAGGGUUGCCUAAGAAAGAGCUUAACAGUAGCGAUGAUGAUGCUACGGAGCCAGUGAGCGGGCAUCGUGGCAUUUUACAGGGAGCAAACGCAGCACGGGGCAGCGCCAGCAAGGAGAAGAUCUCCGAUGUACCAGACUACUCAGAUUCAGAACGACAAAAGACUGAAGCAGGUGAAGCCUUUUUCCGCCGACUGGGCUGGAAACGACUUACGGUCGUAUUAAUCGUCAAUGCCAUCGCCUUGGGAAGUUUGAGUCUCCCAGCUGCGUUUGCAACGCUCGGCAUGGUGGCUGGUGUGGUUGCAUGUGUUGGAAUGGGCCUCCUGGCCAUCUACACAAGCCACAUUAUCGGCUUAGUCAAAUUGAAGUUUCCAACCGUGGAUCACUAUGGUGCUGCAAUGGGACUCUUGUUCGGUCGAUAUGGCAGAUUUGGAUUCGAACUUGGCAGUGCGAUGUUUGUUGUAGAACUAAUUCUACUUGUUGGGUCGCAUUGCUUGACCGGUACUAUCGCAUUCUCGCAUAUCACUGAGAGUGGUGUCUGUUCCGUGGCGUUUGGUGUGGUAUCUGCUAUCAUCCUGUUACUACUUGCCAUUCCACCAUCCUUCACUGAGCAGGCCAUACUCGGCUAUAUCGACUUCGCCUCGAUUUUGGGUGCUAUUGGCAUCACCAUGGUUGCGACUGGCAUUCGGUCCCACCAGGAGAUGAUCAACGAGAGCACCUGGUCCGCCUGGCCGAAACCCGGGACAACAUUCAUCGAGGGCUUCGUAGCCAUCACGAAUAUCGUUUUCGCAUAUAGCUUUGCUAUGUGCCAAUUUACUUUCAUGGACGAACUUAAGAAGCCAGCGGACUACGUCAAGUCUAUCUGGGCACUUGGCAUCAUCGAAAUCAUCAUUUAUACAUUGACAGGUGCGAUUGUCUAUGCCUUCGUUGGUGUUGAUGUUCAGUCACCUGCACUACUCUCUGCUGGCGAUAUGACCUCGAGGGUUGCCUUUGGAGUUGCUCUCCCGGUGAUCUUCAUUUCGGGAUCCAUCAACAUAACAGUGGCUGGGCGUUAUAUUCAUGGGCGUAUUUUCCGACACUCGAUUACAAGAUUCGUCAACACACCGAAAGGAUGGAUAACUUGGUUAGCCAUCAUUACCAUCAUUACGAUCCUAGCAUUCAUAACCGCUGAGGCUAUCCCCAUCUUCAGUGACCUCUUAUCGUUAUGCUCAUCACUCUUUGUGUCAGGCUUUUCCUUCUACCUGCCUGCACUGAUGUGGUAUAAGAUGAUCAAGCAGGGGCGGUGGUAUGACAGGAAAAAUCUUGUCCAUUCGCUGCUGUGCGCCCUAGCUUUUGUGGUUGGCCUCGUCGUGUUAGGUUGUGGAACAUAUGCCAGUAUUGUGGACAUCAGAGACAACUUCAGAAACGGCACAGUAAAGCAGGUCUUCGCGUGCUAA
Truncatella angustata is the source of this 1458-nucleotide messenger RNA. Its product is annotated as transmembrane amino acid transporter protein-domain-containing protein. The transcript has 2 exons. The record is from RefSeq and is a predicted model, not a curated record. The coding region runs from base 1 to 1458 and encodes 485 amino acids. Gene Ontology annotation, cellular component: vacuolar membrane. Gene Ontology annotation, molecular function: amino acid transmembrane transporter activity. Lineage: Eukaryota; Fungi; Ascomycota; Sordariomycetes; Amphisphaeriales; Sporocadaceae. Gene Ontology annotation, biological process: amino acid transmembrane transport.